Molecule: messenger RNA, 3567 nt
Organism: Sinocyclocheilus anshuiensis
Lineage: Eukaryota; Metazoa; Chordata; Actinopteri; Cypriniformes; Cyprinidae
Gene: maf1a
Product: MAF1 homolog, negative regulator of RNA polymerase III a
Exons: 7
Coding region: 623-1366 (247 amino acids)
Biological process (GO): negative regulation of transcription by RNA polymerase III
Cellular component (GO): nucleus
Molecular function (GO): RNA polymerase III core binding
Source: RefSeq, a predicted model, not a curated record
CGGCGUAUUAUCGCGACUGAAAACUGCAACACCAACGCUCGUCCUCUGCUGCUGUCAUUCUUCCACACAAAUAGACAACCAUAAACCGAGGAAUAAGGCUUUUAUAAGCCUUGGAAUUCUCCUCAAGUUCUGAUUCAAUAGCUGGGAUGCAUAAUUUCCCUCUAAAUUUUAGCUUGUUUAAUGGCAGGUAUUGGAAAUUUCACAGUAAAAAGGAAGAUAUAUUUAUUAGACAUAGAAGUGAAUUAAGCAACCGGCGAAGAUUAUUUACGCGGUCGUAAGAAUCUGCAAGGGAGGCUUAUUUUUAUUUAUUUUAUUUUUUUUACAUUUGAAGGUAAUAGAGAGCCGUUUGUUCUCGAAAUUGAGAGAUUUUUAAAGGGGCUUCUGUAGGAGACAUCGAGGUUAGGGGUUAUUCGGUUAUAACCCAAUAUUGGCUAGUUGUUUAUUAUUUAUACUUUUCUGUUUGUGCCGUUUAUUCUCCAAACUAAAGUGCUAAACAUUGUUUUGGUUUGCUGUAACGGCAGAAUAACUGGCCGAUGGUUGUUUAUCAAAGAGACUGACAUCUAGUGCCGGUAAAGAGUCAUUAUAGUUCUGUCAAUAUAUACAUAAUAAAGUUGAAUAAACCAUGAAGCUCCUGGAAAACUCAAGUUUUGAGGCCAUAAAUAGUCUGCUCACAAUUGAAACGGGAGACUGUAAGAUAAUUGGACGUAUUGAGAGCUACUCCUGUAAGAUGGCAGGUGAUGACAAGCAAAUGUUUAAGCAGUUUUGUCAGGAAGGGCAGCCGCACGUGCUGGAGGCUCUGUCUCCUCCGCAGAGCUCAGGAAUCAGCCCCAACAAACUGAGUCAGAGUUUGGAUGAUGGGGAGGGUCCGCUCUCUGACAAGUGCAGCAGAAAGACGCUCUUUUACCUGAUCGCCACUCUCAAUGAAUCCUUCCGGCCGGAUUACGACUUCAGUCGCACCAAAGGCCACGAUUUCAGCAAGGAGCCCAGUGUUAAUUGGGUGUUUAAUGCAGUGAACAGCAGUUUGUCUGCUGCUGUUGGUGAGGCCUACAGUCACCUACAGCCUCAGUUAUGGGAGGCCCUAGACAAGGAGAUCAGUCUUGCUGAAUGUGACAUAUACAGCUACAAUCCAGACCUGGAUUCAGACCCUUAUGGGGAAGAAGGCAACCUGUGGUCCUUCAACUACUUCUUUUAUAACAAAAGACUGAAGAGGAUUGUGUUCUUUACAUGCCGUUCUGUCAGUCUUUUCAUGGCUCCACGAGACUCUGGCAUCGGCACUGAACUGGAUCUGGAGUUGGAUGAGGGCAGCUAUGAGGAAGAGGAAGAGGGCAACAUGGAUGAAGAGAGGUAUGGUGCACUGUGUGCCUGAUGAAGCCCUCGUCCCUGUCAUCUGAAGCCAGCAUCUCUUGCCUGCGUUUUAAUGCCUGUUAUCCUUUUCUGUUUCUUGUGUGUUCAUUUUAUAUACUGUUGGUCAUUUCUUAGAAAUGGAGAGGUGUUGUAAUCCAGAGAUGUUCAAGUGCUAUUCAUUGCACUUUAACAUUUUCCUUUACUUUUCUGCGUACUUUCCAUUGCAUUAUUUUAAUUUUCCUCUGUGGUAAUGUGUUGUGAUAUUUUUAUGGUCAUAUUCUUAUCUAUAUAUUUUAUUUUUUCAUUUCCAAAGAGGUUAUUUUUCGUUGUAUCCGAGUGCAAGUUACCCAAACCUCAUUUAUGAAUUCAUGUUCAUUAUUUCCACUCGUUUUUAUGGCUCCAUGAACUUCACAGCAGUAUUUCCACUAGGUGGCAUCCUUCAACAUCUUUGUCACCUGACCUUUUUGAGAUGUCAUAGUUAACAUUUAAAUUUAAGUUUCCAUAUUUGUUAGGCCUACACAUGCUCAUAACUCAUAUUUCUGUUAUUAUAUCAGCAUCACAUUUUCCCAAUUUUUUUUCUCUAAUGAUUAUAAUAGAAGUUAAUAGAUGAGUGUAAUUUUGUUUUGUAGGACUUAAUACAUUUUCCUGCAACUUUCUUGCCUCAGGAAAAAUGAUAUUUAAAUAGAUAUCAGCGUAAACGUCACCUGGUAAAUUUAUUGGUGUCUUGACCUACAAGUCAACUUCCCUUUUUAGUUGCGCCCCCAAUGCUAAUAAAAAUGUGAAAGGAAAACCACGAUGGGUCUGUAAAGUUUAGUUUUUCUAAAGCUUUUAUUUGUUGUUACUGUUUCUAAUUUGGAUUUUGUAACAUUUGUGAGGCGUACUUCAGCUUUCUUCCAUGAAGACCUGUUUGUGGUGACUUGUUUUCAUUGUCUGACAACACAUUUGACUAAAAUUACUCUUUAUAUUCUUUGCUGAUGUGUUUUUAGCUAUAGAUCUAACAUGGUUCUGUGGAAGGAUAUUGAUAUCCAUAAACUUUGAUUGGGUGUCAGUGGCUGUUACUGAACUUUAUUGUCCCAUUUGACAUCGUAUAGCUUGAUAUUGAAAGAAUUUGAUCAGAUUGAGUGCUGUUGCUUAGUCUUUCUACUAUUCAGCAAGGUACACUUACUCAUGAUCUUACUCAUGAUGACCGCUAUAGGUCAUAUUGUCCACUGUUAUGUGUUGGAGGGCCUCUUGAAGAUCUGGCCAUAUGUGAAGUCGCAAUCUUACUUCAUUUCUUUUCUGUUUUAGAUUUGAUUCUGACCUAUCUAUGUUUGUAAUUUCGAGCACUUUUAUGUAUUACAGAGUUGUGCCAGUAUAAGAAAAGGAUAUAAGCAGAGAAAUGUAAGAUCACUUUUGGUGUUAAUUUCAUAGAUUAUUUCUACAAAUGUUUUUGGAGUAAUAGUCCUACGAAAACAAGGAUGAGCACCAUUGGAUGCAGAUUUAUGCAUUAAUGAUACAUUAACAUUUCCUUCUUGGCAGCUUAACAUAUUUUUAUGAAUAUCCUUUUAAAGAGCAUAUUUGUUAUUUUCAAAAUGCUGUGGCAAAUAAAUAUCUACUGAUUUAAUGUGCACUGAUUGUGAUUUUUACUUCAGAAAAACCUUGCUGGGAUUAAUACGUACUGCUGUUGUGAGAUUUUUGUGCUGAAUGCGAAUAUUUUAAUAUUAUUAAGCAGGUCACAUCUGAUAAUGAAUCAUUAAUAAGCAACAGAGUCUUGAUUUUUCAUUUUAAUUGUAUUGGCAACAACAAAAUACUUGUUUGUAGGCACAUCACCCCUUGAAACAACAACAAAUGUAGUGUCCACUUCUCACUAGUAACAAAAAGAUAUCUACAAAAGGACAAGUACUUUAACGAACAAAGCAUUGCAUGCAGGCAUCACAAACGAUAACGUAUGUAAAGCCUUUGUUUCACUCAACAGGCACACCUCUAAACCAUUAUAUGGACGUUUCCUGUAGCGCAUGAUGUGCCCCACAUCCCUUCAGGGGUAAACCUGCUCUGCAGCACAAAUACAUAGUUUAACAGACGGAAAGACAUUUACAAAAGAGAAUCGCAGAAAACACAGAAUCCUUUUGAAUUCUUAACAUGAAAAGGAAAUAUGAGCACUUGUGCUGACCCGCUGCAGAUACACACGCUUGGACUGGUGGGGGGGGGGAACUCAAAUCUUUGGUACUUUAACAAGUCCAACAA